Emiliania huxleyi CCMP1516 is the source of this 252-nucleotide messenger RNA. RefSeq lists its product as hypothetical. The annotation marks the transcript as partial. NCBI's taxonomy places the organism in Eukaryota, Haptophyta, Isochrysidales, Noelaerhabdaceae. Gene Ontology annotation, molecular function: ATP binding. The record is from RefSeq and is a predicted model, not a curated record. The transcript has a single exon.
AUGGGGAACCAGCAGAGCAACCAGGUGGCCGAGGUGGAGAUCAACAAGGACCUCGAGGACAAGGAGCCCAAGCUGGCCAGCGUCAACAAGGAGUCGUUCAUCGUGAGCGGCGCCGGCCUUGCGGACGGGGAGGCGUACCGCGCGCUGCUGCACGAGUACCAGAUGACGAGCACCACGCUCGGCGAGGGCGGCUUCGGCAAGGUCCGCCUCGCCACCUCCAGUCGCACGGGCCACCAGGCGGCCGUCAAGAUU